Molecule: messenger RNA, 2014 nt
Organism: Botrytis fragariae
Lineage: Eukaryota; Fungi; Ascomycota; Leotiomycetes; Helotiales; Sclerotiniaceae
Product: putative tol protein
Exons: 2
Source: RefSeq, a predicted model, not a curated record
CCGUAACCAAUUGCUCAACUCGAAUUGUCGCAUCUGCCGCCUUGUUGGGAGCCUUGUCAACCCACAAUCUGGCAGCGACGUCCUUAAUCAGUCUAUAGAAUUGAGUGACCAGCCGCUGGUCGUACGUUUGGACGUUUGUGAGGAUUUGAGUGGGAUUUGGGGUUUCGGAGAGGCGUGUGUUAAACUGGCAGUUAAAUCACCUGUGGCUGGUUCUACAAAAAUAAAUGGCUACUAUGACUACACCCGAUUCAUAAUAGCGCAAAAAUUCAGGAACAAUGAGACCGUCGGCAUUCGCAUACUAGAACCCUUGAGAGUCAAUUUUGAUUUUCUUAGACAAAUGUUAAACAAAUGCCUCGAAGAUCAUGGAGAGUGCCAGUCUACGAGGGUCGAAGUUGCGAGGUUGCGUGUAAUUGAUGUCACCACAGAAACAAUUUGCCAGGCUCCUCCAGAUUGUGAAUACAUCGCUCUGUCUUAUGUUUGGGGUGAUAAAUCUGCUUGCAAAAGUACUCAAGGAGAGUUUCCACCCGUCGUACAAGAUGCCUUCAUCGUGACUAAGGCCUUGGGCUACCGGUAUCUAUGGGUUGAUCGAUAUUGCAUCGAUCAAAACCCGAACUCCCCUCAUAUGCAGUCUAUGAUCAACCAGAUGGAUCUUGUCUAUGGCAGCGCCCACGCCACUAUAGUCGCAGCGUCUGGUAACAGUGCUAGUGAUGGUUUAGCAGGAAUCAGUGUACCACGCUAUCAAGGCCAUGCAGAAAUUGGCGAGAUCCACCUGAUUGAAUUCUCUGACGUUGAAGCAGCCAUUGUGUGCAGCAAAUGGGCUACGCGAGGGUGGACUUACCAAGAAUGGUACUUCUCUAAAAGACGACUAGUGUUCACAGACAGCGAAGUAAUGUUUCUCUGCAACAAGAAACAGGCAAAGGAGACGGUAUUGGACCCUGGUAGUCAUCCGUUCGAGAAUCUGGGCUAUGAGUUCAAGUCAAUGAAGCCUCCAAACGACACUGAGGCUUAUUCACUUCAAUGCUACAGACUUAGGUCACAUAUAAGUGGAUACAGCAAGCGAAAUCUAUCCUACGAUUGUGACAGCCUGAAUGCGUUUGCUGGCAUCCUGAGAUAUUACGAGUCAGUUGCAGGGGGCGACGAUAGACCAUUGUCCCACCUUUGGGGAGUUCCAUUACAGCUGCUUGGGUAUCUUAAAGAGGGGUGGGUAUUCUUUGAUCUGCUAUGGAAUCAUGAAGCUAUUGCUCAUCGAAGGGAUGGUCUGCCCAGCUGGUCUUGGUCAGGCUGGGGUGGUUCAGUCGAAUUCAACACUUUUUUAUUUCAUGAAUUGGAAAUCCGGCCUCAUACAGUAGAGCUGGAAGCCAACAAGCCGCUUGAAAAUUCAGUACACGAGGAAGAAGGAUUGACUUCCGCAGUAAAGCGCGUUCUUCGGAUUCAGAUUCCUCUCGAGGACAGAUUUGUCGAUUUGAACAGUUUUUGUCGGGAACGUCAGUUGAACCUACAUCACGAAAUUCAUCCGAAGGAACUACAUAUCACCUCCUUCAUUAUCCCGCUACGAUUUCAUGAAGUUGAUGGCUACCUACGACCUCAGUAUUUCAAUGAAAAAAACUUGAGGAGGCCGCCCAUCAGAAUUAUUCCAACAUUUCUUGCAAGGCCGGGUAUAUUUCUUGGCGUGCCGGUGUGUUUCGAUAGAGAGUAUAAUUUCGAAUUGCACAAAUUGGGCCUGGUAUUACCAAGCGGUGGCCAAUUCUACAAAGACCCGAAUACCUAUAACAUCAUAGUUCUUCACCCUGUAGCGGACGGCAAGUACGAGCGGGCGGGACUUGCUGUCCUGGGCUAUGAUGUUCACACGAGAAAUAUCGAGAACCAGGGAACAUACGAGUAUCGGGUUCUGUUGGAUGAGAAUGAUAAUUUAAUUUCAGAAGAGGACCCUAAGUACGUGAAUUCGAGGAGUGAGGAAUCAAAUAAGUAUUUGUUUCUUCAAGGCGCUGAAUGGAAAACGAUUUGCUUAGUUUAG